GUGUGCUCCAGCCAUAAAAUUCGGUUUGUGGCAUUCUUUUCAAGAAAUAUAAAUAUAAAUCUGUACAUCUGUACGUAUCUCAUCGUUUAUUUCCUUUAAACUGUUCUUAUAUCUGUCUAUAUAUCUAGAGAGAGAGAGAGAGAGAGAUUGUUGAUUUCUGCUCAUGGGUACCCAGGAAGAUGAGAGAGUGGAGGAGAGAUUGCUCUUGGAAGAUGGUCUUCCACAGAAUGAAAGCAGUGGACUUUACACAGGAGAUGGUUCAGUGAACAUUAAGGGGGAACCCGUGUUGAAGAGCAACACUGGGAAGUGGAGAGCAUGCCCCUUCAUUCUUGGUAAUCGAUUCACUUAUCUCACCACAAAAUUACACGAAGGAAAUGUCUCUGCUGCAAGAAAUGUUACCACUUGGUCAGGCACUUGCUACCUAACACCCCUUAUCGGAGCAGUCUUGGCAGAUGCAUACUGGGGAAGAUAUUGGACAAUUGCUGCCUUCUCUACAAUUUAUUUCAUUGGAAUGUGCACAUUGACUCUCUCAGCAACAAUUCCCGCGUUUAAGCCUGCUGAAUGUGUUGAUUCAAUAUGCCCUUCUGCCACUACCCCUCAGUAUGCAGUAUUCUUCCUUGGGCUAUAUCUAAUUGCACUUGGAACCGGUGGGAUCAAACCAUGUGUUUCUUCCUUUGGGGCUGAUCAAUUUGAUGAUACUGAUCCUAAAGAAAGGGUAAAGAAGGGAUCCUUCUUUAAUUGGUUUUAUUUUUCUAUCAACAUUGGUGCUCUUGUAUCAAGUAGUAUAAUUGUGUGGAUUCAAGACAAUGCUGGGUGGGGCCUAGGUUUUGGCAUUCCAGCAUUGUUUAUGGGUGUUGCUAUUGCAAGUUUCUUUGCAGGCACUCCUCUGUAUAGAUUUCAGAAACCUGGGGGAAGCCCUCUUACAAGGAUGUGCCAGGUUUUGGUUGCAUCAUUCCGCAAGUGGAAUUUGGAAGUCCCUACAGACAAUAGUCUCCUGUAUGAAACACCCGAUAAAACCUCAGCAAUUGAAGGAAGCAGGAAACUGGAGCAUACUGAUGAACUGAAGUGCCUGGACAAAGCUGCAGUAGUCUCAGAUGCCGAGAACAAAAAUGGGAACUUUUCCAAUCCAUGGAGGCUUUGCACUGUAACUCAGGUAGAGGAACUAAAAAUCUUGAUGCGCAUGUUUCCUAUUUGGGCUACCGGAAUUCUCUUUUCUGCUGUUUAUGCACAAAUGUCUACAAUGUUUGUCGAGCAAGGGACAAUGAUGGACACGGCCAUUGGCUCCUUCUCCAUCCCUGCAGCCUCUCUUUCAACAUUUGAUACCAUCAGCGUUAUUUUUUGGGUCCCUGUCUACGAUACCUUCCUCGUCCCAAUUGCAAGGAAAUUUACGGGAAAAGCAAGGGGCUUCUCAGAGUUGCAACGGAUGGGAAUCGGUCUCUUUCUUUCAAUCUUUUGCAUGUCCGCUGCUGCUUUGGUGGAGAUGAAGAGGUUGGCACUUGCAAGGGAACUUGGUUUGGUGGAUGAAGAUAUUCCGGUACCAUUGAGCAUCUUGUGGCAAAUACCACAAUAUUUCUUGUUGGGGGCUGCGGAGGUAUUUACAUUUGUCGGGCAGCUUGAGUUCUUUUAUGACCAGUCUCCAGAUGCUAUGCGUAGCUUGUGCAGUGCAUUUUCUCUUCUGACAACUUCAUUGGGAAAUUACUUGAGCUCUUUGAUUCUGACUGUCGUGACAUCUAUAACGACCGCAGGCGGGCAGGCUGGGUGGAUACCGGAUAACUUGAAUGAAGGUCAUCUUGAUUAUUUCUUCUGGCUUUUGGCUGGACUCAGCUUCUGUAACUUGGUGGUUUAUGUCUUCUGUGCCAAAAUCUAUAAGCAGAAAAAGGCUUCUUAAAAGCUUUGCUUUUUUUAUCAUGGUAUCUACCUCCACCAAUUCUAGUCAAAUGUUUGAAUAUAAUCGAUACAUUUUUAUUGGAAUUUCAUUUCAUAUUUCAAUCCAAGUUCAAAGAAUAUGUUUGUAACAUAAGUUGGGGUACAAGAGCAUUGUCUACUUGUAACUGUAUUGCACUGAUAUUUACACUUACACGGUGUAGAACUUCAUUUUCUUCUUCUUAUGUACAUUUUAAAAAUAAUUUGUGUAA
Messenger RNA from Camellia sinensis, 2135 nucleotides. The record is from RefSeq and is a predicted model, not a curated record. NCBI's taxonomy places the organism in Eukaryota, Viridiplantae, Streptophyta, Magnoliopsida, Ericales, Theaceae.